Molecule: messenger RNA, 751 nt
Organism: Cuscuta epithymum
Lineage: Eukaryota; Viridiplantae; Streptophyta; Magnoliopsida; Solanales; Convolvulaceae
Source: the annotation of a GenBank genome assembly
UGGCAAACCAAGCCCCAAUUUAUAAAUCGAGCUCUUCUCCCCCCUAAUCAACUAGGGUUUAUCAGACACUUGAAGGCACCGUCUUCCAGGCGUAUCUUCCCACUAGCAGUCAAAAUGGUUAAGGGACGUCAAGGCGAGCGCAUCAGACUCUAUGUCAGGGGGACAGUCCUUGGUUACAAGAGAUCGAAGUCGAACCAGUAUCCAAGCACCUCAUUGGUUCAGAUUGAAGGAGUGAACACUAAGGAGGAAGUGGGUUGGUACCAGGGAAAGCGUAUGGCUUAUGUCUACAAGGCUAAGACAAAGAAGAACGGAUCUCACUACCGUUGCAUCUGGGGAAAGGUCAGUCGGCCUCAUGGAAACAGCGGUGUCGUAAGAGCUAAGUUCAAGUCCAACCUGCCGCCCAGAGCCAUGGGAAACAGUGUUAGGAUUUUCAUGUAUCCUAGCAAUAUCUAAGUGAAGAAGAUGAAGAAUAGGGUUACUGCUGCAGUGCUUCAAGGAGUCUACUCUUUAUUUAUAAAAUUUUCAGAGUUAAACUUCCUGUGUUUUUCAUAUUUACUAUUUAGACAUCGUUGUGUGUUGUAUGAACAAACACAUGGUCUAUUACAUCUGUCAUUUGACAUCCUUUUUAACUGCAAUAUCUAUUUUGAUCACAAAAGAACUUGAAGGCAUUUCUUCUGUUUUGUUCCAUUUAGAUCGUUCAUGACAGCAUUGUUUUCUACACAUCUUGAUUAUCAGUUGCUGCAUUGCGCCC